Messenger RNA from Haplochromis burtoni (Burton's mouthbrooder), 7541 nucleotides. RefSeq names its product kelch-like family member 14 (gene klhl14). Lineage: Eukaryota; Metazoa; Chordata; Actinopteri; Cichliformes; Cichlidae. Gene Ontology annotation, molecular function: protein binding. The transcript is spliced from 9 exons. The coding region runs from base 3617 to 5434 and encodes 605 amino acids. The record is from RefSeq and is a predicted model, not a curated record.
GGGGUAAAUAGUGUGCACAAAAGGAUGUUGUGUGUGCACUAUCCACUGGCUUUCUAAAGAACCCUGGGGAAACACUGUUUUCAAUUUGGAAUCUUAACUGAAUCACAUUUAGUACUUGUAGAAAAUUGAUUUUUCUUUCAUCAUGUUUAAACAAUGUCAUACUAGUGGUAAACAACACAAAGUCUGCUCUGUAUAAAUGCUAAAGUGCGAAAUCCCUAGAUAUUUAUCAUUUCCACGAGAAUGAAAAGAAGUUAAAAAACAAACAAUGUUUAUAUAUUAAUCUAAAUUGUACAAAUUAUGUUUAUGCUCAUUAGAAUUUUAGUAGCGUCAAGGUUAAUGCUGUUAGACUACUCCUUGGAAAAUAUGUUACCCUUUCCUUCUGAGUUGAUAGAGAUGCUGUUGUUUUGUUGAUAACAACAGAUGCCUUCCAUACUAGAGGAGACAGAAGGGGGCAGUAUGGACACAACAACCUUAGCAAAUAACUGACUGAAACAUGUCUCAGUAUCAUGUUAUAACACUAAGCAUAACAUCUCAAACUAAGACGGCUUGAAAAAAACAAAAUAAAACAAGUAAAAAUAUAUAUAUUUAAAUCAAACUGACACAUUAUCUCUCAUGUGGGGAAAAAAAAAGAUUUUUUCAGAUAUUUGGUAAAGUUUCUUUACAUAGGUUUUUGGGCCAACUGUAUACUAUAGAACAAACAUUCAGCAUGACACUAACUUGGUCGACUGCUCGCAAAGCCACGACGCCACUAGCUCCCUAAAAGCAUCUUGAAGAGAAAAAUGUUCAGUCCGUCUCAUAUUCUGUACUGACUAUAUGGCAAUUUCUCAAAUGAAGGUGCCUCUCCAGCACAUUUAUCUGCUCUCCUUGCAUCUAAUCAAUCCCUUAAAUAAAUGAAAGUGAGCCACAACUAGAUGUCAUCACAUCUAUCUGCGGGCGUGCCUCAAAGUGCACACACCUUAAUGCUGCUACUCUAAAGAGGAUGGACUGUGGAAAUACUAAUGGGGGGGUGUACUUGACAGCUGAGGGGCAUUACAUGCUUGUUUCAGUAUGAUGAGGAUAAAACAUACAGCACAUGCCUCGCUGUGCUGUUGCAUACUCUGAUACCUCAAAGCUGGUUUGGAAGAUUUUUUUGUACUUUUGUAUCAAGGCAUAUUUUGCAAGAGGCAUGUUGAGAAAAUCUGAUUUACAGGCAGCAUGAUUCUCAAUUUCUGCCUGGCGCCACCGUGCAGACGAUGGGCCCGUUUCAUUUGGAUUCACUUCAGUAAUCACUUCUGAUCACUGGAGUGAAGCCGAGUGAAUCAGAGCAACGUUCUGUCUUCUUAAGCUAACCAAAAUUCUGCUCUGAGAUCUUUUUAAAACCAGGAAAACUGAGGCGUCCUCUCAAACCGUCCUCUCUUUGUUCAUGAGAAAGUGGAGAGUUGAGCCAUGGAGCCGAUGGAGUCGAGGAAAGAAUGUGAGUUGAGAAAGGUGCUACUGUGUCUAAAAUAUCAAUGAGGGAGAUGCUGCCAAGUUUUGGAGCACACGAGAGGAAAUAGGUUUUCGGUAGUAUAACAUGAAAGUGCACCCUGGUACACCCUAUUUGGUCAGUGCUGAUAACACUGUAAUCUGGGAAGAUUUUCUUUUAUAUUACUAUAUAAUCGUCUGAUUUUUAUUCAUCUGACUUGAGUGUGUGUUCCUUUAAAGUUUAGGUAACUACAGCAUCUGUCAUUCAGUCAUACAGUACCGCUUAACAAUACACUGGAACAGUGUGAUUGCCCAGGUGAGUCUUUAAUGUGGAGCUCAGCAGAAAAACAUGACAAACAAAUUCAUCAGUAUAACAAUACAUGUUCCUCGCGUUUCCACACUCAUUUGAUUUCAAAGAUAUUUAUCUUAAGAGGAUAAUAAUUUGUGAAAGUCUCUGACAUUUGUGGCUAGCUAGCAUGAUAAUAAAUCCAUGGCUUGGAACAUUUUUUAGUUAAUUAGAGUCAAUCAAUCCAAACUUUGCUCACUUACCGGUGUGAAACCGGAGUAUAAUGAGCAGAAAUCAGCAUGGUGAUUGGAAAACACAAAUUACAGCUGUUAAAGAGAAACUCAUCCACUUUUCUUCUGUUGAUGCAAAUGCCUGCUGCGAGGAUUUAAAAUUAGCACGGCAUUCCUUUAAUGGAUGUUGAGGCAAAGUGCUCCUCUAUAAUUAAAAAAACCUGUUAAUAUCCUCGUAGGCUAAAAUAAGAGGGGUUAGUAUGAUUGCGUGACACCUCUUUAAAAGGACACAUUGGUCAGUUGGCUAUUACACAAAACAAAACUGUAUCUGCUUUUAUUUAGUUUUAUUUAAAUCAUGGAACCAGUUUGCCUAACACUACUUAGAUUCACUGUAUGCUGUGUAUAUAUUAAGGUGCUUUUUCCUCCCAUGUUUAUCCGCAUUAUGAGCAAAUGAAGUAACCCUACAUAAUGGUGUGUGACCAUACCAGUGAGAUGGUCAGCACUGCUGCCUCAGUAAGAUCAUGUAGCAUGUUAAUGAACUUCGCUGACAUAUGGGACAGUCUUUGCUAUUAAAGGCUGUGUAUAUCUCUAUGUUCAGGGCUACAUUCAUAUAUUCCUGACAUAUUCCACGCACCUUUCAUUCAUGGUGUAAUGAUGUGAAUAAUGACCUGCUGAUGUUAACAGUACCAUCUGAUCUAGGGUCCCAGACAGUAACAUGACAUAACCUCCCGGCUGCUUGUGUCCACGAUAUAUAUAUAUGACCUCACCGCUGGAUGUAAUUUCUUUUCAAGAGCUCUUGGAAAGGGAGAGCUUAUGUUGUUGAGCUCAUGUCGUCAAGGCUGGUAACAGCAGCUUGCCAUUGUAUUAAUUAUUGUCAGGGAAUCCAAGGGGUGUAGAUAAUACAGAAUGCACUGGUUGGUCCCAUUUGUUUCACUUGUCAGUGGAGUGAAUAAUUGGGAGUGCUGACCAUAUUAGACACAGAGAAUUUCUAAAAGAUACGACUCAAACUGUUGCAACACAAAAGUACUGCUUGGAAAUUAAAAAGCUUAAUGUGUGAGAAUUUCAAAUCAGUAUGGAAUAAUUUACCAGCUUCUCAUUGCCAAAGGAAUUUACUGAAGUUUAACUCUGACAGCAGUCAUUCUGAUACACAAUGAAACGGCUCCGAUUGUGAGGGAAACUGUUUACUCCGUCCUACUUUUUUUUUGUUUUGUUUGUCCAAGAAUUAAGUUUCUUUUGGUGAACGGCAAAAAACGUUAAGUGUCAGAUAUUUUGCACCCUGACUUCAUUCUUUAAAGGUUUGAGAACAUUGAUACAAUUCUAGUAGAAGAGGGGUUGCUAAUACAAUGGGGCUCAUCUUGCAAUUCUCCCAAGGAAUAACUAUCAGUCCUGCUACAGCAGCUUCAGCGUCCCUAGGUGACCGCGCCACUGAGCCCGUGUUCGCUCCAUCGCACCCCACUCCACGCCUGCUGCCACCCUGAAGGUAGAUGCAUCACGCUGGGGAGACUGCACAACAGCAGCCCCCUCUCCUCCAGCCCCCAAACCUUCUCCACGGCACAGUGGCCUCCUGCGGCCCCUAUACACAACUUUGGGUCUCCAUUACAGCCCCGGUCCCAGCAGCCCAGACUCUCCCUCAGGUGGCGUUCACAUUCAGGAAGUCAUGUCCAGAUCGGGUGAUAGAACAUCCACCUUUGACCCAACACACAGUGACACCCUGCUGCAUGGGCUCAAUCUCUUGUGGCGAAAGCAGCUUUUCUGUGAUGUGACUCUGACAGCCCAGGGACAGCAGUUCCACUGCCACAAAGCUGUGUUGGCAUCUUGCUCCCAGUAUUUCAGAUCCCUCUUUUCCUCCCAUAAUGUAAUCAACAAUGAAGGAAGCAAAGGGGACCAGGGCAGCAGUGGGACCCCUUCAUCCUCUCCCGAUGACAAGCUGGUGACCACCAGCACCAGGCCCAUAAAUAACCUAGUGCUCCAGGGCUGCUCCUCCAUUGGACUACGAUUAGUGCUGGAGUACCUGUAUACUGCCAAUGUUACUCUUUCCCUGGACACAGUGGAAGAGGUGCUGUCAGUCAGCAAGAUCCUCAAUAUCCCCCAGAUUACCAAGCUUAGCGUGCAGUUCCUUAAUGACCAGAUCUCUGUGCAGAACUACAAGCAGAUCUGCAAGAUUGCUGCACUCCAUGGACUGGAUGAGACCAAGAAGCUGGCCAACAAGUACCUGGUGGAGGAUGUGCUGCUGUUGAACUUUGAGGAGAUGUGUGCCAUGCUAGAUGCUCUGCCACCCCCAGUGGAGUCAGAGCUGGCUCUCUUCCAGAUGUCAGUCCUCUGGCUGGAGCAUGACCGGGAGACUCGCAUGCACUAUGCACCGGACCUUAUGAAGAGGCUACGCUUUGCCCUUAUACCUGCCCCAGAGUUGGUGGAGAGAGUUCAGUCUGUUGACUUCAUGAGGACUGACCCUGUGUGCCAGAAACUACUCCUGGAUGCCAUGAACUACCACCUGAUGCCCUUCAGGCAGCACUGCAGGCAGACCAUGGCCAGCAGAAUCCGUUCCAAUAAGAGGAUGCUGUUACUGGUGGGUGGUUUGCCUCCUGGACCUGAUCGUCUCCCCAGUAAUUUGGUCCAGUACUAUGACGAUGAGAAAAAGACAUGGAAGAUCCUCACAAUAAUGCCUUACAACAGCGCACAUCACUGCGUGGUGGAGGUGGAGAACUUCCUGCUGCUGCUAGGCGGAGAGGACCAGUGGAACCCCAAUGGAAAGCACAGCACUAAUUUUGUCAGCCGCUACGAUCCCAGAUUCAACAGUUGGAUACAGUUGCCUCCAAUGCAGGAGAGGAGAGCCAGCUUCUUUGCCUGUCGCCUGGAUAAGCACCUGUACGUGAUUGGUGGCAGGAACGAGGCGGGCUACCUCUCCAGCGUGGAAUCCUACAACCUGGAGACAAAUGAGUGGAACUACGUGUCGUCUCUGCCACAGCCUCUGGCUGCCCAUGCAGGAGCGGUGCACAAUGGCAAGAUCUACAUAUCAGGAGGCGUGCACAAUGGCGAGUAUGUCUCCUGGCUUUACUGCUACGACCCUAUAAUGGAUGUGUGGGCGAGGAAACAAGAUAUGAACACAAAGCGUGCCAUUCAUGCUCUGGCUGGGAUGAAUGACCGCCUGUAUGCUAUUGGUGGAAACCAUUUGAAAGGUUUCUCCCAUCUAGAUGUAAUGUUGGUUGAGUGUUACGACCCAAAAGCUGACCAGUGGAAUAUCCUCCAGACACCCAUCCUGGAGGGUCGCAGCGGUCCAGGCUGUGCCGUUUUGGAUGACAGCAUUUAUCUUGUGGGAGGCUACAGCUGGAGCAUGGGGGCGUAUAAGUCUUCGACCAUCUGCUACAGCCCAGAGAAAGGAACAUGGACAGAGUUGGAAGGAGAGGUGGCAGAGCCUCUAGCGGGCCCAGCCUGCUCCACCGUCAUACUGCCCGCCUGCCUGCCUUUUAACAAAUGACAACUAAUCCAGCCGACGGGUGUCGAGGGUGAUGGGCAGCAGAGUGAUUGGGGGGAGGACCAUCAAUAAGCAAAACAGUUGUCAACAAUUUCAUGACAGAUUUUCCAGUCAUACGCUGGGGGUGUGUAUAAAUUAUUUUUUUACAAGUUUGACCAGAGCACUUUCGUUAUUCUCUCUACUGAAGGAUCGAAGAAAAAAAAAAAAAAAAAAGGUAAUUGUGUGAGUCAUGUAUUUAAACUCAUCUGUGUUCUGAGAAAUGGUUGGUUCCAUAUUCGAUUUUUUUUAUUUAAGCGGAUAGUAAGUGUUUUUGGCUUCUCUUCUAUAGCACGCAUAGUGUUGAGCUGAAUUAUAGCUUUCAAAUCCAUUGUAUCUUGUAUUCAGUAGCGGCAUAACUCCAGCUAAAUGCAGUGUUGUUUCAAAUUACAUCGGGACAUGAAGUUACACUAGGACUGGGUGAGUAACAUGACCUGUGAUGAUCAAAAUGUAUAAAUAGUCUUCAUCCGUUAUGUUAUUGCUCAUUGUUCUAUGGCUGGGUACGCUCACUUAUUACCUGGUUAGAGAAUUAUACAACAGUUUUGUUGUCUGUCUCUGAAAAUGAACAUAUUUGCGCAAUCAAAAGGGGACAUUUUCAGAAAACCCUAACAGCUGUCACUAUUUAACUGUCACGGUAUGUGCAGAAAUGUUCAAUUAGACAUGGAAUUAGACAUGAAAGUAGAUAAACAACCAGGAAGACACUUUAAAAAAGACACAAAUAUACUCAUUGAUCUUUUUGAGCAUGUGUCCACAUGACCCAGCCAUAUUUUUUGAUCUUAAAGGGGGUCUAUUAUGUUUUUCCUUUUCCUCUAUCAUGUAUAUACUGUGAAAAAGGUGUUUUCCUUCAUUAAACAUGGUCAAAGUCUAAAUAGUGUAUGUGCAAAUAAUCCCCACAAUCACUUUCAAACAGUUUUUCUACUUUUGGCUCUGUAUGAUGUCAUAGAAAGUGGAUUUUUUUCAAUAUGAUCAUCUCAGGCAUGCAUUUGAGCACCGAAGCCCCACCCACAAACCUUCUGCUUAUGAGGAACAGCCAAUCAAAAGGAAGUAUGCUUAAAGAGCGUGGGAACUGGAGUUAAAACAGCAGAAGAUUAAGUGAGGGGCAUCAUCAAGACCCAGUAUAAGUUAAAUAAGGUUUUUUUUUUUUAAACUAUAAAUCACACAAAGCUGUGCAGGACUCAAAAUUUGACGCUGGAAAUGAACAUAACAGAUCCCCUUUAAUGAUUUAACUUGUUGAACGACGCAAAACUCUAACCAAUGUCAUGCUGCAGGCAAGACAAUUUAAGGAUCAUUAUUGAUUCCUAAUAUUCACAUGAAUAACUUAUAAUUAACUAAUGUUAAUUAAACAAUGAUGGUACAAUCAAAUUGUAACUACUAGCCAACGUGUUUCUGGGUAGCACAUUGGGCUAAACUGAUGCAGAGGACACUUGUGUAGCUUGUUCUCCUGUACAGCUUAAUUUUAACAGGCCUGUUUGUGAGGCCACAUAGCAUUACCUUGAUGAGAUUUUAAUCUUUAAUGUAUAAAAGACUAAAUUAAACAAACAUACAGUGGGCUUUAAUGCACUAAUAGUGAACUUUUAUUUCAGCAAAGUUCACUAAAAUGUAAAAUGUAAAUUACUGAAUGUGCUGUGUUUAAAAAAGUAUCUUCAGUACAAAUGAAGUCCAGUCUUGUCUACGUUAUGAGGUUCAAAAACCUGACUCUAAUUAUUGAUGCAGUACCUGUUGAAUUCUUUAAAGAAAAAAUGAAAAAAGAAAAGAAACGUUGAUUUCAUUCUUGUAAAUAAUCGCCUGCAGUGAAACAUUUUUGUGCACUCAACCUUGGAUUUAUUCUCAAAUCCUGUUAUGUCCUUUGCAUUUUAGAAUAUGAAAAUAAAAUGACUCUUGAUGAUUAAAAAUGUGUCUGAGUUUGUGACAUUUGUUCAAGUCCAGCGACGAGAUGUGAACAAUCCCACAAGGGGAACUACCUUUAAACAGAAACGUUUCUCAAAAUCACGUCACAAAAAUCUGCUUAAAACUUUAUUUAAUAACAAUAACUUUAUUAGACACUCAAAGAAAAGCUAACCCAUCAAAACGAACC